Bicyclus anynana (squinting bush brown) is the source of this 16595-nucleotide messenger RNA. RefSeq names its product midasin. Gene Ontology annotation, molecular function: ATP binding; ATP hydrolysis activity. Gene Ontology annotation, biological process: ribosomal large subunit assembly; rRNA processing. The record is from RefSeq and is a predicted model, not a curated record. The coding region runs from base 125 to 16294 and encodes 5389 amino acids. The transcript has 41 exons. Lineage: Eukaryota; Metazoa; Arthropoda; Insecta; Lepidoptera; Nymphalidae. Gene Ontology annotation, cellular component: preribosome, large subunit precursor; nucleus.
CAUGCUUGUUUUUCACCGGCUGCAAUGCAAUGCAAUGUUUAUAAUUUAAUUUAAUAAUAAUGUCUAUUUGUUCUUUUAGUAUAAUAUCUAUAUACUUUACCUUCCCAUAAUAUAGUGUGUAAAAAUGAGUGAUAAAAUAUUAGCCGCGCUAAAGAAUAUCGAGUUGGAAACGAAAAAUUCUGAUUUAGCAAAAACAUGCCAGCAUGUUGUGGAAUCCUUAAAAACUGGUUCCACCAAAUUUGAGGAUGUGAUUGUAAAGCUAUCACAAUUCAUACUCAAUUUUGAAGAUGCACUGCUGUUCAAGAAGUAUCUCUCAAAUGUACUGCUGGCGUUAGUCUCCACUCAAAUUCCUUUGAAGCCUGUGUUUUCCAACACAAACUAUGAUCAAUGCAAUGAUUUGGAGAAGACACAUCAUCUAGAGUACUCUGUUCUUUUAUCACUUUUGAGUGAUCAUCCUGACAUACUGCAGUAUGCCUUGAAAUACUUCCAAAUAAAUGCAGUCCCUCCGUAUGAAGUAUUUAUACAUCAUGAGGACUCAUACAAUAUUGCACCAAAGAAAAGGAGGCUUUUGGACUGUAGGCACAAGAUUACGGAUCACCAGAUAGUGUCAUGUUGUUAUUCAUUAUUGAGUAAACUCCCAAAUGAACUAUCUUCAAAAUGGGAUUGGACAAAAUUUGUUAACAAUUUUAGCAGUCAUGAAAAUUCUCAAAUAAGAUGGAUGGUAAAAGAAUGUAUGUCCAUACUGACUAAUAUGACAGAAGCUCAAUCAAAAACACUGUCCAGCAAUCUUUGUAUUACACAAGAAGUUGCUCUGAAAAACAUUCCACACACAAAAGAAGUACAUAUUAUUGAUGGGAAUAUAAAUGAGCUAGACUUAAAUGUGAGCAGUGUUAUAAAUGUUGAUGGUAUUCUGCUACCAGUUUAUGAAAAGAAUAAUGUCCAGCCUGGUAGUUUGGUUCCUGUUAAGUCUACCAUUAAUAGUUUAAGGAGUUUAGCCCUAGCUGUGGCAUCAGGAAAAGCACUAUUGCUAAUGGGUCCAGUAGGCUCCGGUAAGACGUGUUUAGUAGAACAUUUGGCAGCUAUAACAGGGCGAAAAGGAGUAGCUUUUAAAAAGGUGCAACUUGGUGAUCAAACUGACUCGCGAAUGUUACUGGGCUCCCAUCAGUGCACAGAUAUACCUGGAGAGUUUAUUUGGGUGCCUGGUGUUUUGACUGAGGCAGUUCAAAAUGGUCACUGGCUGUUAUUGGAAGAUAUUGAUUGUGCAGCAUUAGAUGUAGCAUCCACAUUGAGUUCUCUACUGGAAAGAAAUACUUUAUGUGUACCAGGGUAUAGAGAUUCUUUGCCAGUUACACCAGGAUUUCAACUGUUUGUCACUCAAAGGACUGUUCUUACUAAUUACGGAUUUCAAAAGAAAAUGUCGAAUUCGAGUACAUUAUUACAAAAGCACUUGACUCAAAUUAAUGUUGAACCAUUGUCAAGAUCUGAACUAACUGAAAUCAUUCAUGUCAAAUAUCCUACACUAGCAUCAAUAUCUUCCAAAAUGAUCGAAGUUUUUAUGAUGUUUUCUGUAGGCAGUCAUGACACUUCUCUACAAGCUACUGAUGUAGAGGAGAAAGAUACAAAUGUUACUCUUAUGAGAGGUUCCAGACUUAUCUCUACGAGAGAUUUAAUAAAAUGGUGUGCCAGAGCUGUUGUUGGAUUCAAUGUCUCAAGCCCCGAAUCCGCUUUAAAAGUGUUACAAGACGCGUUGGACAUAUUCACUUGUUCUAUAUCAUUACCCGAGUAUAGGCUCGAGUUAGCAAAAAAAGUUGGCACAUGUCUAGGGAUUGUUGAAACGAAAUCUGAAUUUUACUGUAAACAUUAUAAGCCCAACGUAUCACUACAUCCCAAUACGUUAGAAGUGGGUAGAGCAAAAGUUCCAAGAGUUGAAAAACCAUUAGAUGCUAUUGAUUUUGAAAACAAAGAAGUUGUAUUUUCAUUUACACGUCAAUCGGCUUGUUUGCUUGAAAAGAUUGCGUGCUGUGUCAGUUCAAAUGAAGCUGUCCUUCUAGUAGGAGAAACUGGAACGGGAAAAACUUCAUCUAUACAGUAUUUAGCUAAACAAACUGGUCAUAAACUAGUGGUCAUAAACAUGAACCAACAAUCAGAUUCUGCUGACUUACUUGGCGGUUACAAACCAGUAGAUCUCAAGUUUGUGAUAAGACCAAUCAAAACAGAAUACAUAGAAAUGUUUAAAGGGUUCUUUAAUACAGAGAAAAAUAAAAAGUUUUUAGGUCACAUAGAAACAUGUUACGAAACAGAAAAUUGGACUUCUUUAUUGACACUAAUGAAACAAAGCCACAAAGCUGCUGUUAAUAGGUUAAUAAAUGAAAACAAAGAAGAAAAAUUAAAAGUUUGGCUAGCGUUUGGUCAUAAAAUAUUAAAAUUGGACCAACAGGUGAAAGCGGCAUCAAGACUUUCUUUUGCAUUUAUUGAAGGGUCGCUAGUCAAAGCAAUGCAGCAAGGUCAUUGGGUGUUGUUAGAUGAAAUUAAUUUAGCGUCAGCUGAAAUUUUAGAAUGUCUUGCUGGAUUGUUGGAAGAUAAAAAUGAAAGUAUUGAAUUAUUGGAGAAAGGAGAUAAAGUUCCAAUUAAAAGGCAUCCAGAUUUUACAUUAUUCGCUUGUAUGAAUCCCGCAACAGAUGUUGGCAAGAAAGAUCUGCCAGUAGGACUCAGAAAUAGAUUUACCGAAUUUUUCAUUGACGAACUAACAGAGAGGAAUGAUUUGAUGUUGCUUAUUGGUGACUAUUUAUACCACAUGAAUCUAAGUGGUGUUAUAUUGGAGGCUAUUUAUCACUUUUAUGCCAAAAUAAAAAAAGAAGCGAAACUGAAUUUGGUUGAUGGUUCAGGUAAUGCACCUCAUUACUCACUGAGAACGCUAUGUAGAGCCCUUACCGCUGCAGCCAAAGCCAAAUGUGGCACAGUAGCUAGAUCGUUAUAUGAAGCCUUCUGUCUUUCCUUCCUCACUCAAUUGGAUAGAUCUUCUCACCCCAAAGUAGAAGCAAUGAUCGCUAAAGCGGUGUUAGGAAAUAAGAAUAUUAAAUCGGUUUUAAAACAGUUAAUUCCUGAGCCACAAACUCAGGGUCAAAGUUAUUUGCUCUUUGAAGGCCAUUGGAUACCACAAGGGAACCUAGAAAUUGACAUUCCUGAAGGAUAUAUUUUGACACCCACAGUCCGAAAGAAUCUGCGAGACAUUGCACGCAUCAUUUCAUUAGGCAGAUUACCCGUAUUGCUGCAAGGAGAUACUUCAGUAGGAAAAACAUCUUUGAUUACUUAUAUUGCCAAAGCAUCAGGAAACUACUGUGUCAGAAUAAAUAAUCACGAGCACACCGACUUACAGGAGUAUAUCGGCUCAUAUGCAACUGACUCUAAAGGAAACCUAGUUUUUAAAGAAGGAGUUUUAGUAGAAGCUAUGAGAAAAGGGUAUUGGAUUAUCCUAGAUGAAUUGAACUUAGCACCAAGCGAUGUUUUAGAGGCUCUCAAUAGAGUUUUAGAUGAUAAUCGUGAAUUAUUCAUUCCUGAGACACAACAAGUAAUCAAAGCUGAUCCUAAUUUCAUGUUAUUUGCCACCCAAAAUCCACCUGGCUUGUACGGUGGACGAAAAAUGUUGUCCAGAGCCUUUAGGAAUCGUUUUGUAGAACUGCAUUUUGAUGAAAUACCGAGAUGUGAAUUGGAAACUAUUUUACAUCAGAGGUGCCAUAUUCCUCCCACUUACAGUAAAAAGAUGAUUGAAGUGAUGGCAGAACUACAAGUGCGACGUCGGGGAUCGGCUGCUGUUCAAGGAAAAGAUGGUUUUAUUACAUUAAGAGAUUUGUUUCGAUGGGGCCAAAGGUAUAAACAUGCUUCCAAGGAAAUGUUAACUGCUGAAAAAUUUUAUGAUUGGGACCAACAUAUAGCCGAUGAAGGGUAUCUCAUAUUAGCUGGUAAAGUCCGACAAUUGGAUGAAAGAAAUAUUAUUGAAGAUGUGAUAGAAAAACACAUCAAAAGAAAAGUCAACCCAGACAACCUCUUUAGUUUACAUUCUAAUACAUCACCUGUUACUAAGUCCAUUUUGGAGUUGAUUUUAAAUAAUGAACUUCCUAUGUUUUCACAUAUUGUAUGGACAUACAAUUUGCGGAGAUUAGCAAUAUUGAUUGCGAAAGCUUUUACGUUUAAUGAGCCCGUGUUGUUAGUGGGAGAAACUGGCUGUGGUAAAACAACAAUAUGCCAAAUAUUAGCAGCGUUGAGUAAUAGACAAUUGUUAUCUGUGAACUGUCAUAUGCAUACAGAGAGUUCUGAUUUCCUAGGAGGACUUCGUCCCGUACGCCAGUAUAAAAACGAUGGCAAAUUGUUUGAAUGGGUAGAUGGACCAUUAAUAAAAUCGAUGGAGAGUGGCCAUUUGUUCUUAGCUGACGAAAUUUCCUUGGCAGAUGACAGUGUUUUAGAAAGACUGAACUCAUUACUUGAACCUGAAAGACAGCUAGUACUUUCAGAACGAGGCAUGGAAGAUAAUUCGGAUAUUGUGGUUAUAACAGCCGUUCAAAACUUUCAUUUCAUAGGAACUAUGAAUCCUGGAGGAGACUUUGGAAAGAAAGAACUUUCGCCAGCACUUCGUAAUCGAUUUACUGAAAUAUGGUGCGACCAUGUCAGUUCAAGGGAGGACCUACUAAGUGUCCUUGAAAAGAGUGUCCACAAACAGAUUGCUUUGGGUAACCGAGAAGAUGGCACAUCCGGGAUUGGUGCCUGUAUAUUGGAUUUUACAGACUGGUUAAAAACUUUUGAAGUCACUAAUAAAUUUCCUUUUAGCAUACGUGACUUACUAUCCUGGGUUCAAUUUAUUAACAUAACCGUUACGAAAGGUAUACUAGACGUUCCCGAAGCGUAUGUACAUGGUGCUUGUAUGACCUUUUUAGACUGCUUUGGUACAACUCUGACAGGACAUAUAGAUAGUGAAACUCUUGUUCUUUCACGUGCAAAUGCUAUUAAAUUGUUGUUAUCUCAAAUCAAAGCGUUUGGAGUCGAAAAAACAGAGGUUCUUAAAGAAAUGCUAUGUAAUAAACAGUUGAUACUGGAAGCAGAGUCAGAUAACACAAAGUUCGGUAUUAAGCCUUUUUUUAUUGAAUGUGGACCAUAUGGCACUCUGGAAGAGAAACAAACCUUUACUUUUACCGCACCAACUACUGGAUCCAACACUCUACGACUGCUACGAGGCAUACAGUUAAACAAAGCUAUACUUUUAGAAGGAAAUCCAGGUGUUGGAAAAACGAGCUUAGUAACUGCAUUAGCUAAAUCAUCAGGACAUCGAGUUGUUCGAAUAAAUUUGAGCGAUCAAACGGAUAUAACAGAUCUUUUUGGAACUGACUUACCUACUGAAGAUGGAUCAUUUACUUUUAAAGAAGGUGCAUUUCUUAAUGCUCUUCAAAAUGGCGACUGGAUAUUAUUGGAUGAGCUCAAUUUAGCUCCUCAGCCCGUAUUAGAAGGUCUAAAUGCUUGCCUAGAUCAUAGAGGCGAAAUUUUCAUUCCAGAACUUGGAAAAUCUUUUAAAGUUAAACCACAGACCAAACUAUUCGCCUGCCAAAAUCCUCUGAAACAAGGCGGGGCUAGAAGAGGAUUACCGGUAUCAUUUUUAAACAGGUUUACACAAGUUUACAUUGAUACACUAACUAAAGAAGAUCUUUUAUUUAUUGUUAAAGCACAGUACUCCCAGUUGCCUGAAGAAGUUUUACAGAAAAUUGUAGAGUUUAACUGUAAAGUGGCCCAUGAAGUCACUGAAAUUCAGUUAUGGGGUCACAGAGGUGGUCCGUGGGAAAUGAACUUGAGAGAUAUUCAGAGGUGGUGUGAAGCACUUAUAAAUGAUAGUAAUUGUGGAAGAAAUAUUUGUCCUGGAAAAUAUGUCGAUAUGUUAUAUAUUAAUCGCAUGAGAAGUGAAGAAGAUAAGGAACGUAUGGCAAAAUUAUAUGACGACAUAUUUUUGCCAAAAUUUCCUAGGAGCGAUAGUAAUCCACAAAUCGCAAUCAACGAUGAGAGUAUUUCAAUAGGAGACGUAACACUGCCAAGAAGUAAAGAGUUGAUGUUUAAAAGCAGGCGUUCAAUAGAAACCAAUUUGAUGAUUUUGAGAAAUCAAUUGCCAGCUCUAAAAGCUUUAGCUCAGAAUGUUAAAAUGAACUGGUUAUCUAUAAUUGUUGGUCCUACAGCUACUGGUAAAAGCAGUAUUAUUCAAGUAUUAGCAGAUUUAACAGGAAAUGAUCUUCAUGUUGUACCAGUAACAUCUGCCAUGGAUGUUUCAGAUUUAUUAGGAGGCUUUGAACAAGUUGAUUAUAAUAGAAAUCUUGAAAGCCUUUAUGAAGAAAUAGAGACAAUAACAAUAUACAUCGUGCGAAAUGUAUGGGUUGUACAGAAGUCAAACCAAUGGAAGUACAAUAAAUUAUUAAGCAAUCUCUAUCAAUACAAAUCUCUAAAAAGUAACUUCUUGGAUAAGAACUCUACAUAUGAAGAUAUAAAAAUAUUUGAAGAAAGACUACAGUUUUUGUUAGAACAUUGUGGAAAAUUGUUUGAGUGUGCAACAUCAUGUAAACUCCCAACAGAAAAUGUCGAAAAAGCUAAAAAUAAUAUAGUCAAAUUGAAGAAUAAAGUCUCAGCAAUAAUGUCAGUACAUGCAGGUGGUAAAUUCGAAUGGGUAGAUUCAUUGCUUGUGAAAACAUUAGUUGAAGGUUCUUGGCUAUUACUAGAUAAUGUUAACUUGACCUCAGCAGCAGUCCUGGAUAGAUUAAAUGGUCUGUUGGAACCAAAUGGUGUGCUGAGCAUAUCAGAAAGAUCUGGUGUAAGUGAAAUCAAGCCCCAUCCGAACUUUAGAGUUUUCUUUACAAUGGAUCCAAAAUACGGUGAAAUAUCGCGAGCAAUGAGAAAUAGAGGCGUCGAGCUAUUUUUAUUGAGGUCUGAAGAUUUGGACUUGGGCUUAUCUGAAACAAUGAAUUAUAUGGAUCUAGUAGCCUUGCUUUCAUCUUGUGGUUUACCAAAUGAAUAUCAUGACAUUUGCAUAAGAUGCCACGAAUCGUUGACUGCGUUUGUACAAGGAUUCGAAAGGCCAACAGUAUCACAUUUGCUUCAAGCGGCACAUUUAACUUGGCAACAACUCAUUAGAGGAAUCUCGAAUACAACAGCCUUGCUGAAUAGUUUUUCGGAUGUUUAUAUAAAGCCAAGAAGUGGGAGUGAUUUUGCUUGCUCUGUUAAUAUGUCGUUAGCUCAAAUGAAAAACACAAUGUUAAAAGCUCUGGAAUUUGAAAUAGGAUCCGAAGAAUAUAAGCCUAUCGUUUCAAAUAAGAUCAAUCAUACGCUAACAGUAAAAGGUCUGUGUUCGAAUGCGUCUUACGAAAUUGCUAAACAAAUAACCCACGCAAUAAUAACACAGUCGGCAGAUUCUGAAAUUUCCCCAGAAAGUGCUACCCAUGCUUUGUUUUGCAUGUUGACAUCAUAUCAAAAAUGCCCUCCAGAACUUUUCCAAAUAUUUUAUUUUAUUGUUAAUGAAAAUGUGAAAUUAAACAGUACAAGUAAAAUAAAAGCAUUAACUCUACAAUUGAAUGAAAAGGCUUAUGAAUAUUUUCAGAGCAAUAAAAAGGCAGAAGCAUAUAAAAGAUUUUUCCCUGAAGCUUACAAAGUCUAUCCUGAAAUGAUUGCUGAUAUUAAUUCUGAUUUCGCUCUGCUAUGUAUUGAAUUGCAAAACAUUGUUUUGCAAUUAUUCUUAGGUGAUAGUAGUUUUUCUGCACUGGAUUACUCAAAUGCAGUGUGUGCUGGAAAAUUGACGGAUGAUUUUGCAGAGUAUCCUAUUUUAAAGAAUUGCAGAGGCUACCUCGAAAUUAUUGAUCGCUAUAUUAAUGGUGCCUUAAAAUCUACUCCAAAUUCUUUGAACGACGAAUUAGUAUGUCUUGUAAUACAAUUGUUAAACUGGCGCCAUAGAUUUAUUAAAGUUUGUUCACUACCAAUCUUUGAGAAGUCAAAAAGUAAAAGAACUCCGAUUCUGAAAGAAGAAAUUAUUCCUCUAUUAAAUGUUCAUAAAAAGUGGGUUGACAAAUAUUUACUAUAUGAAUUAUUUAAAAUGCCAUCAAAUCAAAGCAACAUGGAGAAAUUUACCAGCGAAAUAAAUACAUUGAUGUUAAAUAAUGAGAAAGAUAAUUCUAAAAUUGCCAAAGUUGGCAAAAAGUUACGUAAAUGUUAUGGACAGCCAAAGUUAUAUCAAAAUCAAAAUGAAUAUGAUGUGUCUUCCACGAGAAACGAAUUAUACAGAAGAAUACAUUUGGAUAUGACUGAACCCAUAGAUCGACAGUAUUAUAAAGUUUCAAUUCAACCUGGUUACUUAUCAGACAUUACACUGGCUUUAGAUGUACCUGAUAAAGAAGUAAUUAAAGAUAUUGAGGAUAUGUUUGCAAAAGUUUUAGAAAAAACGUCAGAUAGUGCCAAAUUAAAAACGAAAUUAAAACUGCUUCCUAUAAAUUUAUAUGUGAUACAAAGGAUAAUAAACGUCCUACAACCAUAUCUUCUAAAAGUUGUGAAUAAUAUAUCGAAUAAUAAUGAAUUAAAAAUAGGAAGUCAUUUUAUUAGUAAUGAUUGUGUUGAAAUUUUGAUAAAAUUGAUUGAAACAGCAAAUGUUACAAAGGGAUUCCCGUCAUCGCUUUUGGAUAACUUGAAACUUAUUCGAAAAAUUUUAGAAAAUGGUCCAGAUCAAGACACUCAGAGGAUUUCAUCAUUUCCAAUUAAUUUCUGGACUGAUCUUUAUAAGAUGCUUGCUAGUUCUCCAGUUACUUAUCCUGUACCAUUUUUGAAUCAAGAUCAUGGGGAGGUCACAGAAACAAUUCCAGCCAAUUCCAAAAGAAUGUCGACUAAUCAGCCACUGAUGUCUUAUUAUCUACAGAAUUUAACUACAUUCGUUGAUGUUUCCAGUUCCUGCCCUGUAUUAGCCUAUGAGAAAGUAUCUUUAAAAGACUGUUCAGAGUAUUCCAUGCAAUUAAGUGUUAUAUUGAAUAUUUUGUGGAAAAAUAUUGGCGCUUUGGAUUCAACAGCAGCUUUGAAACUGAGAUCAGAUGCUCGGUUUGAAAUGCAAAAGUAUACACAGCUUUUAAGCUAUGUAUAUUUCAUUAUCUCAGGGCAAAGUGUUGCUAGUAAAAACUCACAGCCAUUGGAUAGUCACAUAAUGCAGAUAUUGAAAGAGUAUUUUAAAAAUGAUACACAUUUCCUUGCUUUGUUUAUUAAGGCAAGCGUUAUCAAUGAUACACUUUCAGCUGCCAUAUCACAUUUAAAUGAUACUCCAUCGAAAACGCAAGUAAAAAUUUUAACUUCAGAAUUGUCCCUCUUAACUAGUUUUAUACUAAUAAGAAUAAUGGCAGAUGUAAGUCCAAUAGAUCAUGUUGAAAAAUAUCGUCUUAAAGUUCAAUACAUAGAAGAAGAUAUAAAUAUGUUUAAUAAACUAUUGUCCGCAUAUUACGUUCAUGGGGUCAUAUCAGGCACCUUAAAUGAAAAUAGGAACGUUGAAAAGCCUUCUGACGUGAAUACAGAUUUUUAUAAAGAGGGAACUGAAAAUCGAGAAAAGCUGAAAAAGGUGCAUCCUUAUUGUAAAAUCUUACUGGAACUGAAAGAAAAGAUAGCCCAAAAUGUCCAUAAAUAUGCGUCUGGUAACACGUUUAGGCCCAAAGAACCGUCCUAUGGAAACUUUGUUAAGGAAUGCACACACUUCACGAAAUCUGUUUUAUCUGAUAAAACAAUAUCGACUAUUACUUCUAAUCUUAUAUCUAUAGCAAAUAGAUUCAGCGAAAUCAUAAAAACAAACACACAGGACAAAACAGUAUUACAUAAUGCAGAAACGACAAUUAAAGAAACAUCUUCUUGGUUAUAUUCAGUCAAAGCUUUUCAAAAUAAAGUGGAGACAGUUUAUUUAGUGGCAUUCCUUGAUCUAGCGAAACCUAUUCAAAGCUCCUUAUCACAAAUUAUCUACAGUGUUACAACAAUGACUGAUUUAAUAAGACAGCUUAUGGCGAAAGUCGAAAAAGGACCAGAUUUGCAAAAUGCUCUUACUUCGUUAUUGGAAUACCCUAAUGCUAUCCCAAGCAAAUGCGCUAGAGAAAAACAUUUCAACAGAUUUGUUUCGGCAAAUUUUAUGCAACUCCUAAAUACAAAUUUAACUGCAGCAACAGAAGAUUCCUAUCUGGAAUCACAAUGUUUAAAGGUCCUCAAAAUGAACUUAUCAGAAAUUAAUAUGUGUUGCAUGGCAUCACAACGCAUUGAUGAAGUCUCAAUAAAUGCGGUAUUGACAACAUUUAAUGCACUCGUUAAAGCGUGGGAGAAGCAACAGCAAGAUAUUGAAAAGAAAAAACAAGAUGAUGAAGCUUUAUAUGUUACCAAAUCUAAAUGCGAGGACGAAGAUGAGGAAGCGAUCGCUAACGAAGAAAUACUAGAAAUGUUUCCAUCUUAUUCAGACUCUGAUUUCGGCGAAUUUAAACCUCCAACACUCGAGCAAAAGAAAAUCAAAGCACCUACAGAGAAACCAAAACAUUUGAUAACUUCCGAUGAUGUGUCCCUCAUAUACAAAUGGCAUUCCAACUUUGUUCGCAACAUGACCAUUACAGAUUGGUUACCCAGCCCUAAAAAGAUGGUAGGGAAUGAUGUACUUAGUCCAUUGAUAUUGCGAUAUCCUACAUUUAGCAGUGUUAUUCAGGAAGCUUGGGAAGCUCUGGAUGCUGACUUUGAGGGUAGAUUGUCUCCGAGCUUUUUGGUUAUUGUCUCCCAUAUAAAAGCACAAAUCGAUGGCAGUGAUGCAACCAAUCAAAAGCCAGAUUUCUACCGUUCUGCUUGGGUCGCUGAGACAAGGGAGUGUGUUCCCUUAUUGUACAAAGUCAGAGAAAGCACUGCAGAGUUACUUGAACAGUGGCCGGACUUCCCUACUCUUAAAGAUAUUAUCGUUAUAGUAGACAGAAUACUUAGCUUUCCAACCACAAGUCCAGUUUCCCGAUUCUUAACUGGUCUGGAACUGCUAAGAGACAAACUAGAAGAAUGGAACAAAAAUGCUCACAAGGGAAACAAUUUAAUAGACGUUUCUUUAUCUGUGGGCCAGCAGAUCAUUAACUGGCGGAAAUUAGAAAUGAACAAUUGGAAAGAGUGCUUAAAUAACGUGUGCCUUAGAAAACAGUCUGAAGCCCACAAAUAUUGGUUCUACAUGUAUGCGGCAAUCAAUUCUUACUUGGACCCUAGCACUGAAGAUACUGUGACAUCUUCGAGGAUUAUCUCCGUGCUAAAAGACUUUAUGGAGACAUCUAACCUCGCUGAGUUUGAGGUCAGGUUGGAUAUGGUCUAUGUGUACCAUUGCCAUUUAGUGCAUUUGGAACAUAGCGAAAGAAGAGAUGAGCUUAUAUCCAUACUAUGGAAUACAUACAACUACUAUGCUCAGUUUUCACCGCAAGUCGCUGCUCAGUUGAAGGAGAAACGAGCACCAAUAGAGAAAAAACUGAAAGACUUCGUCAAAAUUUGCACCUGGGACCGAGACCUUAGCUACUGGAGCGUUAAAGAUACUGUGGAAAAGGCUCAUAAGGCCCUCCACAAGCACACCAAGGAGUUUGAAAAAGUCUUAAAAGAAAGCGUAGGCAAAUAUCUAGUGGACAAUACAAGUGAAGUUGGGACGGACCACGUGGGUAUAUGGGAUCGACCGAAGAGGGCCACUACAGCGAAUGCUGCCACUGGUGGAGCGUAUAUGAUUGACCCUCAAAUAUAUAUUGUACUGGCUAGAAACAUAAAGAAAUAUAUUGAUGAAUCUGAAAACCCUUGCCCAAUAAUACCAGAUGGGAGCCUUUUAUCCAAAAUCCCCAAUUUACUGAAUAAAGCUAAGGCAUUGUGCAAGGACACCAUAACAAAUACUGGGUAUCCUUCUUUGGUGCAAGCAUUGGACGAUUUUGUGACCAUGGUGAUUGAAACCAGCGCACAUUUGGGUUCUCUAGAGGUCGACACAACAGCCGCAAAAGAUAAGCAAACCUCCCAAGCAAAGAACAUUGUACAGCAAAAGCGGAAAGCCCUUGCUGACUUAUUCAAAUACCUGACAAAGACAGGUCUUAAUUAUCGGACUGGAUUGGUGAUAUUGUCUGCUUCUGAAGAGUUGUACGACUUCACUAUACCGCCAGUGGAUUUGGACGUGGCUAUGAACUAUAUGAAAACCAGACGAUGUGAUCCUACAUUGACACUUUUAUGGUCUGGCUGUGAAAAAUAUUUCCAAAAGAAUAUAGCACGUCAUAGAUUAUUUAGUGCAGCACUACAGACACCUCACAGUGAUCUGGGAUUGCAAAACAUCGACCGGUGCAAAGGAUUCGCCGCUCAACUAUUGAAAAUCACGAACAAUCAAAAGAAAUCAAUAUCCAAAUAUGCAAGAUAUAUUUAUGAAUUACGCAAUGUUACUACAAAUCUCACAAAUGCCCUUGACGCUGAUAUUGGUGAAACAAAUAUUACAACUGUAAGAGAAAAACUCGAUAUCUUAAUAGAAUGUUACGCCCAUACAAGCAUUAUGUUAGAUCAACUUGGUAUCGUACUUAAAUCUGUACCAGAAGAUGCUAUGAAUACAGAAUCUGUGCCAGAGUUUGAUACUGUGCUCUCAGAAUCAUCAUUGGCAAAAUGUUUUAUGAAUAAUGAUGAGUGGCGUGAACUUUAUAAAAAAGUUAAAGCAAUUAUAUCGGUUGUGGAUAAGCAAAAAGUGGCGUUACAUAAAAUUGCAAAUUCUAUACCUAAGCAGAUAGGUGAAGUAAAACUUUUACCAAACAUUUCUCAAACUCAUAUCGAUGUUGUUAACGACGCUAAAAGAAAUUUAAACAUCCUAAUUGAGAGAAGCCAAGCAUUUUUGCAGGAAUAUCAAUUUAACUUUAAAACGAAAAUAUUUGAAGAUUUUAUUCCUAAACAUCCUGUUUUAAGAUGUGUUGAAAAUUUGAUACAACAUUUGAAUAAUACAUCAAACGAACUUGAUAAAUUAGAUGAAGCUGUUGACCAAGAUAUGAAUGAAGAUUCCACUGAUGCAAUUAUCAAACAAACAGAAGAUAUUGUAGCUACAAUGUUACUUACCAUACAGUCAUUGUACAAAAAACAUUUACCACCUGACAAAAGUAUGGACAAUGUAUUGAAUGCUAUCGACGAAUUGAUAGAAGGAGAACACAAUGAAAAAGAGGAGUCGAAAGAAAUAUUAGAAGAUAAACAUUUGAAAGAAUUGUUGCAUGAAAAGCUAUCGCUUGAUUCUAGAAUGCUGCAGUUGGAUACUUUGAUAAGCAAGAUUCGCUCUUUAUUGGCCAAUUACGUGCAAUUUAUUGCCACAAGAAAUGAUACAGAGAAUAUGAAAAAUGUUGUUAUGAGAUUAGUGCCAAUAUUAGAGCAAACUGUAUUAUUUGUUCAGUAUUUCCUGUCCCAAAAAGUUGCGGUUCACAGAGUUUCUUGCAAAAUGCUUUCAGUUUUAUUAAAGAUAUUUUCUGACCUAGCCAUUAAAGGAUUUUGCAAGCCUUCUGGUCUAGAUAUGGAAGAAGGUGAUGGUGACGAUGGCCCCGGAAAGCUUUCAAGUGGAAUGGGAUUGGGAGAAGGUGAAGGACAGAAAGAUGUUUCCGAUAGAAUAGAAAAUCAGGACCAAUUAGACGAUGCACAUAAACCAGGUGAAGAGAAGAAAGAAGACAAUAGAGAUUGCAAAGAAGAAGAAAAAGGGGUUAACAUGACUGAUGAUUUUGACUCUCAUUUACAAGAUGUUGAAAAAGAUGGAGAGGAUUCAGAUCAAGAUAAUGAAAAUGAUGACACAGACAAACAGAUGGGCGAAACUGAUAAUGCUGCUGAAAAGUUAGAUCAGCAAAUAUGGGGCUCUGAAGACGAAGAUGAUUUAGAUGAAGAAUCUAACAAGAACGAAAAAGAAGAGCAUGGUAAGGGAGAAAGUACGGGUGAAAAAGAAAUGGCUGCUAAAGAACAGGAACAAGGUCAGGAUGAUGGUGCAGACGGAAAGGAAAAACAAAAGAAGAAAGAUGUCAAUGAAAUGAAUGAACCUGAAGUUGAUGAUGAUCACAUUGAUCCAUAUCACAAUAAUCCUCAACAAUUACCAGAACCGGAAGAUUUUGAACUGCCGGACAACAUGAACAUAGAUGGUGAUGAAGAAAACGAUGGAAAUGAUGGCGAAACUGAAACAGAAAAUCCAUUUGAGAUAGAUGCCAUGAAAGAGUCUAUACAAGAAGAGCAAGAAGAAUCUAAAGAAAAAGAGGAUAAAGACAAUAAGAAUGGACUUGAAGUUUCCAGCGAUGAAGAAGUUGAAGGAAAUGAUGAUCUGACUGAUGAGCAGAACAAAGAAGAUAUCGAAAAUAACAAAGAGAAUGAGAAUGAAAAUGAAGAUGAUGUUCCGAAUGAAGAAAAUGAUGAUUCAAAUGCUAAGGAGGGUCAGGAUAACCUCGAAACUGAAAAUCUUGACUCAGAGUUACAAGAAGAAAAAGUCGAAGAAGAAAACUUGCCAAAGAAUCCUGAAAAUAUAAACGAAGAAGAAAAACUACAGGAAAAAGAGCACGAAGCCAACCCGCAAGCGAACCCUUCUAAUGAUGAUCCGACGGCUGAGGAUAAAGUGGAAAAUGCUCAAAUGGAGAGAGGCACCAAUGACAAUGUUGAAACUAAUUCGGAACAGGCGAAAGAUGAAGAAGCUGCACCUUUUGAACAGGCACAGGAGCAAGUUGGUGAGGACAUACAAUCAACUGGGCGGUCUGAACUAGACAAAAGCGACAAAGGACACCGUGGCAAUAAGGAUGCUACUAGAUCGGAAACUUCACAAGAUAAAGAAAGGAAGCAGUUUGAAAAUAAACCCGGAAAGACUGACCAAGAACGGACUUUGGGCGAUGUCAAUGAAAAGAAACACAAAAAUGCGCGCACUUUGAAUGUAGAGAAGGAAGACGCAGAAAAUGAAGGUGGCGAUGCAGACAACGAACACGACAAAGAAGCGGAUGCUUACCAACACGUGAAACAGGCUAAGAAAGAUGAUCUGCAGGUGGUUGAUGCCGCGACAAAAGAACAAGCAGACGAACAACCUACGUUGCAGGAAGACGAUGAAAAGGGAGAAACAUUGAAGGAAGACGAAGAAGUAGCAAUGGACGUGGAUGAAGAUGAUAUUCAGGUCGAUAAGUCUGAAGAGUUAAAAUCAGAGAAAGUAAAAGAUGGACGGGAUAAAGAUCAAGAUAAAACCGGAAACAAAAACGAAGGUGGCGAUGAAGCAACCGGUGAAACGGGCAUUGAAGUAGAGGGAGAUACUGUGUUGACGUCUAACGUGCCUCGAGGACGGGACACUACUUAUCAUACUAAGCUCGAAGAAACAAACCAACAAGUUGAAGACAUAACCAUGGAGCAGUAUGUAAGUCUGAGACAGUGGCUCGAGACCGGCGCAGUUCGCGGCAGUACUGAGUCGACUGCCGUUUGGCGCUCCGUGUGGAGCGACUGUAGCGACGCAGCGCGAGCGUUGUGCGAACGACUGAGACUGGUGCUGGAGCCCACUGGACGAUCGAGGAGAGCUGGUGAUUUCCGUACCGGGCGAGCUAUAAACAUGCGUCGUGUAAUUCCGUACAUCGCAUCCCAUUUCCGCAAGGAUCGUAUUUGGUUACGUCGCACGAAACCAGCUAAGCGCGAAUAUAAGAUCGCCAUAGCGAUCGACGACUCGAGCUCCAUGGCCGACAAUAGGAGCAAAGAGUUGGCUUUUGAGAGCUUGGCUUUAGUAUCUCAGGCAUUAAAUCUACUCGAGUCCGGAGAUCUAGCGGUUUUAAGUUUCGGGGAAAAUCCAAACCUUUUACACCCAUUCACCGAACAGUUCUCCGAGCAUUCCGGUUCCAAAAUACUGGAACAACUGCGAUUUGAUCAGACCAAGACCAAAAUAGCACAGUUGUUAGACUUCUGCACAGUUAUGUUUGACCAACUUUCGAUAAGGAGUGAUGCUUUGAACGCUAAGCUGUUGGUGGUAGUCAGUGAUGGUAGAGGAAUAUUCUCGGAAGGUGAGACUAGGGUGGUGCAAGCAGUCAGAAGGGCGAGACAGCAAGGGAUAUUUUUGGUUUAUGUAAUCAUUGACAACCCUGAUAAUAAGGACUCCAUAAUGGAUAUACGGCGGCCAAUACUGGACCCUACCACAAACAAUCUGACUGGAUUCGUGCCAUAUUUGGACACUUUCCCGUUCCCGUUUUACCUAAUACUGCGGGAUAUGACUGCUUUACCGACCGUACUAGGCGACGCGUUGAGACAGUGGUUCGAACUGGCUGCAAACACUAGUUAAUAUUAAGUGUUGCUAUAAAAUAAAAAAAUGUUUUUUUUAUUGAAAAUAUUAUAUUAUAUUUUAAGAUUUUUCUAUAUUUUGUUAUAGGGAAAAAUGAUUUUUUUAAUCAUUGUUUAAAAUAUAUGACAACAGAUUAAAUAUUUGUUAGUUAGUUUAUACUGAUCUUGUUUUUCUGAGCCCAAUUAGUAAUUAUAGGUAAGACGACAUAUAUGAAUAAAGACUUUGCAAAAUUUUAGGCGUUAAGUAAAUAAAACUAUUGUUUCAAAUAUUAUUUUUAAGAAAAUAAAGCUAUUGUUUGUGA